Molecule: messenger RNA, 1638 nt
Organism: Plenodomus lingam JN3
Lineage: Eukaryota; Fungi; Ascomycota; Dothideomycetes; Pleosporales; Leptosphaeriaceae
Biological process (GO): GTP biosynthetic process
Cellular component (GO): cytoplasm
Molecular function (GO): IMP dehydrogenase activity
Source: RefSeq, a predicted model, not a curated record
AUGCCCAUUUCCAACGGCGACGCCAUGGCCAACAAUGCCACUAAUGCCCUGGACUACACCAAGGCCCUCGAGGUCCUCAAGAACGAGUACCCUGAGCGUGAUGGCAUUGACGUCAAGACCCUUGUAGAUUCCAAGAAGAAUGGUGGUCUGACUUACAAUGACUUCCUCAUGCUGCCUGGAUACAUUGGUUUCCCUGCCUCCGAAGUCACCCUCGACACACCAAUCACCAAGCGCAUCACCCUCAAGACUCCUUUCGUCUCAUCGCCCAUGGACACCGUCACCGAACACAACAUGGCUAUCCACAUUGCUCUGCUUGGAGGUCUGGGUAUAAUCCACCACAACUGCUCGCAAGAGGACCAGGCCGAGAUGGUCCGCAAAGUCAAACGCUACGAGAACGGCUUCAUCCUCGACCCCGUCGUCAUCUCCCCUACCACCACGGUCGCUGAAGCCAAGGCGCUCAAGGAGAAAUGGGGUUUUGGCGGCUUUCCAGUCACUGAGAACGGCACGCUUCGCUCCAAGCUCGUCGGUAUCAUCACUCCGCGUGAUAUCCAGUUCCAUGACAAGUUGGACGACCCAGUCACUGCGGUCAUGUCUACCGACCUCGUCACCGCCCGCCACGGCGUUGAGCUCAAGGAGGCCAAUGACAUCCUGAACAAGUCCAAGAAGGGCAAGCUGCCAAUCGUUGACGAGUCAGGGAAUCUCAUUGCGCUCCUGUCACGUUCCGAUUUGAUGAAAAACCUCAACUACCCACUGGCUUCCAAGCUCCCACAUUCGAAGCAGCUCAUCGCCGCUGCGGCUAUCGGCACCCGCGCUGAGGACAAGGACCGUCUGCAGAAGCUUGUCGAUGCUGGUCUCGACAUUGUCGUCCUUGACAGCAGCCAAGGCCACAGCAUGUACCAGGUUGACAUGAUCAAGUACGUCAAGGAGACCUACCCCCAGCUCGAUGUAAUUGGUGGAAACGUCGUCACCCGCGAGCAGGCCGCUGCUCUGAUUGCUGCUGGUGUUGAUGGCCUUCGUAUUGGCAUGGGUAGCGGAAGUGCUUGCAUCACCCAGGAGGUUAUGGCGGUUGGAAGACCCCAAGCCACUUCGGUUUACAACGUGACAUCAUUUGCCAAACGUUUCGGAGUACCCUGUAUCGCAGACGGUGGGAUCCAAAAUGUUGGACACAUUGUCAAGGGUCUGGCUAUGGGAGCCUCCGCCGUGAUGAUGGGUGGUCUUCUUGCCGGUACCACCGAGUCUCCUGGUGACUACUUUGUCAGCCGUGAUGGCCAACUCGUCAAGGCUUACCGUGGUAUGGGAAGUAUUGCUGCCAUGGAAGACAAGAAGGCGGGGGCUGGCGGUAAGGACGCCAAGGCCAGCAACGCCGGUACAGCUCGUUAUUUCUCUGAGGGCGACCGCGUUCUAGUUGCUCAAGGUGUCUCUGGCUCUGUCCAGGACCGUGGCUCCAUCACGAAGUUUGUUCCUUACUUGAUGGCUGGUGUCCAGCACUCUCUGCAAGACAUUGGCAUCAAGAGCCUCGCAGCGCUGCACGAAGGUGUAGCCAAUGGAACCGUCCGGUUUGAACUCCGUACUGCCAGCGCACAGGCUGAGGGCAACGUACACGGUCUGCACAGCUUUGAGAAGAAGCUCUACUCUUAA